This is a messenger RNA of Malaclemys terrapin pileata, 393 nucleotides long. It is a transcript of the gene NDUFA1, whose product is annotated as NADH:ubiquinone oxidoreductase subunit A1. The record is from RefSeq and is a predicted model, not a curated record. Lineage: Eukaryota; Metazoa; Chordata; Testudines; Emydidae. The transcript is spliced from 3 exons. Bases 63 to 275 code for a protein of 70 amino acids.
UGCGCACUCCUGGGGUCGGUUGUCUAGCGUAGCAGUCGGUAGCGGCUCGAGCGGACGCCGGGAUGUGGUACGAGAUCCUGCCCAGCGCGGCCAUUAUGGGCCUGUGCCUGACCAUCCCCGGCGUGUCCCUCAUCCACAUCCACAGAUACCUCAACGGGGGCAAGGAAAAGAGAAUCGCUCGCCAACCCUACCAGUGGUACCUGAUGGAAAGAGACAGGCGACUGUCGGGGGUUAAUGAAUACCAUCGGUCCAAGGGAUUGGAGAACAUUGACUAAGGAGCAACUCAUUGAGUGAAGAGUCCUAGUUCUUGUACAAAGCAGUUUAGCUCCAGUAAACAUGCAUGUAUAUUUGAUGCAAUGUGUUAUAUGUUGCACAUAAACCUGGAAAAUGAAA